UCUAUUUAAAAACGUAAUGUCAGACAAAAUAGAACAGUGUAAAUGGCUAAUCAAUUUUUUUUAUGUUUUGUUUAUCUUUUUACGCAAUGUAAAAUCGUGUUAAAACAAUUUUGGUAAUAAAAAAAAUGUUUUACAUAAUUCGAAUUUAAAAUAACUGUCAAAAUUAAUUUUUACAAAUUUUUGUUCAUAUAAAAUUGAGUUCACUGCAGCAGAAAAUGAGUGAUAAAUCAGUUCCUAUUUUUCUUGCCUUUGGUAAUCCAUUGUUGGAUAUAAGUGUAAUUUUAGAGCCGGAAAAUGAUAGUUUACUAGUGAAACAUAAUUUAAAUCCAAAUGAUGAAAUUGAAAUAUCUGAAGAAAAAUUAGAAUCUAUGUUAAAAGAUCUUAGUAAUUCAUCGAAUAAAAUUCAUUAUGUGCCUGGUGGGUCGGCACAAAAUACGACAAGACUUUUAAGAUGGAUUCUUGACGUACCAAAAUCAACAUCGUAUAUUGGAUCAGUUGGACGGGACGAACAGGGGCAAAAAUUAGAGGCUUUUAAUUCAGCUGAUGGAGUUGAUACAAGAUACGUUGUACAAGAGGACAAACCAACUGGAGUAUGUCUGGCAUUCAUAAAUGGUCCGAACCGCUCGUUGGCCGCUCAUCUAGGAGCUGCCGUUGAUUUUAAAGUAGAAAAUUUCAAAAAAUGUCAAGAAUUACAAGUUAAUAUAAUGAAAUCUGUAAAAAUAAUUUAUGUUGAAGGCUUCUUUAUCACAAAUCGUGUUCAAGUUGUUGAAAAUAUCUUACAAUUUUGUAAAACAAAUAAAAAGUUAUUCGUAUUUAAUUUAAAUUCAGAGUAUUUAAUAAAUUCGUACGGUGAAAGUAUGAAACAAUUUGCUUAUGAAUGUGAUAUAUUAUUUGGUAAUGCUGCGCAAUAUUUAACGCUAGCGGAAUUAUUGGAUAUGAAUGUGGAAAGAACAAUGGAAAAUAUUGCGUUACAUAUAAAUGAAAAAUCAAAGACACCUAGUGGAAAUAAAAUUGUUAUAGUUACUGAUGGUUCUGAACCAGUGAUAUGUGUUAGUGGAGAUAAAAAAUUAGUUAAGUAUGAUGUACCUGAAAUAUCACCAGAGGCUGUUGUCGAUACAACGGGAGCGGGUGAUGCGUUUGUCGCUGGAUUUUUAGCGGGAAUAAUUAAAGAAAAAGAUUUAAAAACCUGUUUGGCAUGGGGUUGUUGGAUGUCUAGACAAAUUAUACAAAUGAUUGGAUGUCCUACACCGAAAACUUUACCGAAAGAAAUACUUACAGUCAAACCUUGAUAUUUAUUUAUUUUUGUUUCAUAGCACUGAGAGUAAGAUUGAGAGUAACGAUAUAAUUAAGACAAAAAAAUAGAAAAGUACUAUUUUGUUAAUCGUUGAUUUUAAAACACAAAAGGAAGAAAAUGAUAAUUUUC
This is a messenger RNA of Chrysoperla carnea, 1423 nucleotides long. RefSeq names its product adenosine kinase 2-like. The transcript has 4 exons. NCBI's taxonomy places the organism in Eukaryota, Metazoa, Arthropoda, Insecta, Neuroptera, Chrysopidae. Gene Ontology annotation, cellular component: cytosol; nucleus. Gene Ontology annotation, molecular function: adenosine kinase activity. The coding region runs from base 216 to 1289 and encodes 357 amino acids. Gene Ontology annotation, biological process: purine ribonucleoside salvage. The record is from RefSeq and is a predicted model, not a curated record.